Fraxinus pennsylvanica is the source of this 1140-nucleotide messenger RNA. NCBI's taxonomy places the organism in Eukaryota, Viridiplantae, Streptophyta, Magnoliopsida, Lamiales, Oleaceae. The record is from the annotation of a GenBank genome assembly.
AUGUCGAGCACUACAGGGCAAGUCAUUCGUUGCAAAGCUGCAGUGGCAUGGGAAGCAGGGAGGCCGCUAGUGAUAGAGGAAGUGGAGGUGGCGCCGCCGCAAAAAAUGGAAGUCCGCCUGAAAAUCCUCUUCACUUCCCUCUGUCACACUGAUCUCUACUUUUGGGAAGCCAAGGCCCAAAAUUCUGUCUUUCCUCGAAUCCUUGGGCAUGAAGCAGCAGGGAUUGUCGAAAGUGUUGGAGAAGGCGUGACAGAACUGGCGCCGGGCGAUCAUGUUCUCCCUGUAUUCACCGGAGAAUGUAAACAAUGUGCUCAUUGCAAAUCUGAAGAAAGUAACAUGUGUACCCUCCUUAGGAUCAACACUGAGAGGGGAGUAAUGCUUAAUGACGAACAAUCUCGAUUCUCAAUCAAUGGCAAACCAAUUUACCAUUUUGUCGGAACAUCUACCUUCAGCGAGUACACUGUCGUCCAUGUUGGUUGUCUUGCAAAAAUCAACCCUCUUGCUCCUCUCGACAAAGUUUGUAUCCUUAGCUGUGGAAUCUCCACAGGUCUCGGGGCAACUCUGAACGUUGCUAAACCAACGAAGGGCUCGUCAGUGGCUGUUUUCGGAUUGGGAGCUGUUGGCCUUGCAGCUGCGGAAGGCGCCAGAUUGGCUGGUGCUUCAAGGAUAAUUGGUGUUGACCUGAACUCGAGCAGAUUUGAAGAAGCAAAGAAAUUUGGCGUGUCUGAAUUUGUGAAUCCAAAAGACUAUAAUAAGCCAGUUCAAGAGGUGAUUGCUGAGAUGACUGAUGGAGGAGUGGAUAGGAGUGUUGAAUGUACGGGAAACAUCAAUGCCAUGAUCUCAGCGUUUGAAUGUGUCCAUGAUGGAUGGGGUGUUGCUGUUCUUGUGGGCGUGCCUCAUAAAGAUGCCGUCUUUAAGACACAUCCUAUGAAUGUCUUAAAUGAAAGAACUCUGAAGGGAACAUUCUUUGGAAACUAUAAACCGCGCUCUGAUCUUCCAUCAGUUGUUGAAAUGUACAUGAACAAGGAGCUGCAACUCGAGAAGUUUAUCACUCAUGAAGUACCCUUUGCUGAGAUUAACAAGGCGUUUGACUUGAUGUUGAAAGGGGAAGGCCUUCGUUGCAUAAUCCGAAUGGAUUGA